Molecule: messenger RNA, 1981 nt
Organism: Ipomoea nil (Japanese morning glory)
Lineage: Eukaryota; Viridiplantae; Streptophyta; Magnoliopsida; Solanales; Convolvulaceae
Product: putative amidase C869.01
Exons: 5
Coding region: 279-1832 (517 amino acids)
Source: RefSeq, a predicted model, not a curated record
GCAUCACAUAUGUACCUGGGGGCAUGCAUUUCGACUUUUGAGAUAGCGGUGGGGAGUCUCAAGGCUGGCUGCUCGCUCUUAUUUUAUAAAAUAAAAAUAAAUACAGUGAAUGCUCCUUUAUAAAAGUAGGUUGCUUCCUCUUUGUUUCCCACUCCCACUCAUAUUGGACAAAAAUGAGAGAGAAAGAGGAAGGAGCCCUAUCAAUUAUCUAUCUCCAUUCUCCAGUGAGUGAAGAUUCAGGAUAUAUUGUUUAAGGAAACCAGAUUAUAAUACUCACAAUGGGUAGCUGCUAUACAAUUAUCUUCCUUUCCCUCUGCACACUCUUGUUUAUCGCUAGCCGCAGCAGCAGAAGCGUUGAAGGCAGUUUAUUUUUAUUCCCAGUGAAAGAAGCAAGUGUUUCCGAUCUUCAGGCUGCUUUCCGGCAGAACAGGGUCAACUCCAGGCAACUCGUGGAGUUGUAUAUUGCUAAUAUCCAGAAGCUCAAUCCAGUUCUUAAAGCAGUGAUCGAAGUGAAUCCAGACGCGCUUGACUUGGCAGAUAAAGCUGAUGAACAACGUAAAAACAACAAGACAUCUCUGCUGUCGUUGUUGCAUGGUAUUCCCGUUCUUGUAAAGGACAACAUUUCAACCAAGGAUAAGCUGAACACAAGCGCUGGAUGUUGUGCGCUUCGUGGGUCAGUUGUUCCUCAGGAUGCAGGUGUUGUGAAGAAAUUGAGAAAAGCUGGGGCGAUCAUACUGGGAAAAGCAAGCAUGACCGAAUGGGCAGCUUUCAGGUCAGAUGCCAUGCCCAAUGGCUGGAAUUGUAGACUUGGCCAAGCUGUGAAUCCUUAUGUUGCAUCUGCUGAUCCGUCGGGUUCAAGCACCGGUUCAGCAAUAUCAGCAGCUGCAAAUUUGGUCACAGUAACACUAGGCACAGAAACAGCAGGAUCCAUCUUGAGUCCAUCCAAUGCCAAUUCAGUUGUUGGGAUCAAACCCACUGUAGGCCUAACAAGCCGAGCAGGUGUUGUGCCAAUUUCACAUAGACAGGACACCGUCGGCCCAAUUUGCAGGACUGUGAGUGAUGCAGUUCAUGUCCUAGACGUUAUUGUUGGAUAUGAUCCUGAUGACAAACAGGCAACAAAUGAAGCUUCAAUGUACAUUCCACAUGGCAGGUAUGCCCAAUUUCUCAAGGCUGAUGGACUAAAGGGUAAGAGAUUGGGGAUUACCAGGAACAAUGAUUUAGUUGGGUUCAAUGACGACUUGGAAACCUUGAAAGCUUAUGAACAACAUUUCACAACACUGAGGCAAAGAGGAGCAGAGUUGGUUGACAAUUUGGUGAUACCCAAUUUUGAGCUGCUAGAGCAUUCUGUUUUUUAUGCUGAAUACAUAGCUCUGAAAGCAGAGUUCAAGAUUGAUGUGAAUGCCUACCUUGGAAACUUAGUGGAAUCUCCAGUGCGAUCCUUGGAGGAUGUGAUUGCAUAUAACAAAAAAAAUGCAGAUGCUGAAAUGAUUGAGAAGUAUGGGCAAAAUAUACUGGUGGAAGCUGAGAAGACUAGAGGGAUAGGGAGAUUGGAAAGAGAGGCGCUUGCCAAUAUCACAAAAGCAUGCAAGGAUGGGUUUGAGAAGUUGAUGAAACACAAUAAUUUGGAUGCGUUGAUGUCACCUGGAUCAGAUGUAGCUUCCAUUCUUGCACUUGGAGGCUAUCCAGGAAUCAAUGUUCCAGCGGGGUACGAUAAAAAUGGAAUCCCAUUUGGUCUUUCCUUUGGAGGGCUAAAGGGCUCAGAGCCCAAACUCAUUGAGGUUGCAUAUGGGUUUGAACAGGCUACCAUGAUCAGGAAACCUCCUCCAUUUUAAAUUUUAAUCCACGGUACGUUAGCAACUGCUUGUUGAUUGUGUCAGGUGGUAAAUAAGUUACUAAUAACGAGUGCCUUCUUCUUGUAAGCACAUACUCUAAUUUGCCUAAAAUAUUGAGAAUAAUGACAUCGUUUGCUUCAUUCUCUUUC